Messenger RNA from Callithrix jacchus (white-tufted-ear marmoset), 3761 nucleotides. The record is from RefSeq and is a predicted model, not a curated record. NCBI's taxonomy places the organism in Eukaryota, Metazoa, Chordata, Mammalia, Primates, Cebidae.
GGAGCCACGCCGCGGAGUCGCCGCAGGUAAACAGCCCCCUCCCCGCCGCGGGAGCGGGGCCGCCGGCCCCAGGCAGGGACAGCAGCAGCCGCCGGCGCUCUGGGCCGGGAUCCCGCCGCCGCCCCCGCCGGAGGCACGCGCCAGGGCGGGGGCCGGGCUGCGGCGGAGGCGGGCGGCUCCGGUGCCCCCCACCCCCGCGCCGGCCUGGGCCGCCCGACCCCUGCCUCCGGGGGCGGCGGCGGAGCGACCCCCAAGCCCCGACGCGGGCUCCGCGCCCGGCCAGUCCCGCUCCCGCCCCGCGCCCCCAGCUACUUCCAUCCCCCGGCGCCCCCCGCUCGGUCCCGGCGUCCCCUGCUACCCUCUCCCGCGCCCUCCGUCCCCGUGCCGCACCCCGGGCUCCCCGCACCCGGCCCCGAUCCCCGCCCCCGCGCCGUGCGCGUCCCCUCCCGCCCGCGCCCCCCGCGCCGGGCCCCGCCCCGCGCCCCCCGCCCCACCCGCGCCCCCCGCCGGGCCGCGCCCCCCGCCCCCCAUGCACCACCUCCUGGAGCAGUCGGCGGACAUGGCGACCGCACUGCUGGCGGGAGAGAAGCUGCGGGAGCUGAUCCUGCCGGGCGCGCAGGACGACAAGGCGGGCGCGUUGGCCGCGCUGCUGCUGCAGCUGAAGCUGGAGUUGCCGUUCGACCGCGUGGUCACCAUCGGCACGGUGCUGGUGCCCAUCCUGCUGGUCACCCUGGUCUUCACCAAGAACUUCGCAGGGUGGACGCUCUUCUCUGGCUCCUGGGAUUGGCUGUGAGGACAAAACAUAAAGGAACCCAUUUACUGUUACACCCCGCACAACUUCACGCGCGACCAGGCGCUGUACGCCCGCGGCUACUGCUGGACGGAGCUGCGGGACGCGCUGCCCGGCGUGGACGCCAGCCUGUGGCCGUCGCUGUUCGAGCACAAGUUCCUGCCCUACGCGCUGCUGGCCUUCGCCGCCAUCAUGUACGUGCCCGCGCUGGGCUGGGAGUUCCUGGCCUCCACGCGCCUCACCUCGGAGCUCAACUUCCUGCUGCAGGAAAUUGACAACUGCUAUCACCGGGCGGCCGAGGGCCGCGCGCCCAAGAUCGAGAAGCAGAUCCAGUCCAAGGGGCCGGGCAUCACGGAGCGCGAGAAGCGCGAGAUCAUCGAGAACGCGGAGAAGGAGAAGAGCCCGGAGCAGAACCUGUUCGAGAAGUAUCUGGAGCGCCGCGGCCGCAGCAACUUCCUGGCCAAGCUGUACCUGGCGCGCCACGUGCUGAUCCUGCUGCUGAGCGCCGUGCCCAUCUCCUACCUGUGCACCUACUACGCCACGCAGAAGCAGAACGAGUUCACCUGCGCGCUGGGCGCAGCCCCGGACGGGCCGGCGGGCGCGGGGUCCGCGGUGCGCGUGAGCUGCAAGCUCCCGUCCGUGCAGCUGCAGCGCAUCAUCGCGGGCGUGGACAUCGUGCUGCUGUGCGUCAUGAACCUCAUCAUCCUCGUCAACCUCAUCCACCUCUUCAUCUUCCGCAAGAGCAACUUCAUCUUCGACAAGCUGCACAAGGUGGGCAUCAAGACGCGCCGGCAGUGGCGCCGCUCGCAGUUCUGCGACAUCAACAUCCUGGCCAUGUUCUGCAACGAGAAUCGCGACCACAUCAAGUCGCUCAACCGGCUGGACUUCAUCACCAACGAGAGCGACCUCAUGUACGACAACGUGGUCCGGCAGCUGCUGGCGGCGCUGGCGCAGUCCAACCACGACGCCACGCCCACGGUGCGCGACUCGGGCGUGCAGACCGUGGACCCCAGCGCCAACCCCGCCGAGCCCGACGGCGCCGCGGAGCCGCCCGUGGUCAAGAGGCCGCGCAAGAAGAUGAAGUGGAUACCCACCAGCAACCCGCUGCCGCAGCCCUUCAAGGAGCCGCUGGCCAUCAUGCGCGUGGAGAACAGCAAGGCGGAGAAGCCCAAGCCCGCGCGCAGGAAGACGGCCACGGACACGCUGAUCGCGCCGCUGCUGGAUGCGGGCGCGCGUGCCGCCCACCACUACAAAGGCGGAGGUGGCGACCCGGGCCCCGCCCCCGCCCCACCGCCCGCCCCCGACAAGAAGCAUGCGCGCCACUUCUCCUUGGACGUGCACCCCUACAUCCUGGGCACCAAGAAGGCCAAGCCCGAGGCGGUACCCGCUGCCCUGCCCGCCUCCCGGAGCCAGGAGGGAGGCUUCCUGUCCCAGGCUGAUGACUGUGGGCUGGGCCUGGUGCCCGCCAAAGAUGCUCCACUCCCCGAGAAGGAAAUCUCGUUCCCCUCAGAGCCAGCCCGGGCAGGGCUUCCCUCGGGGGCCCCGUUCCACGUCCGCUCACCUCCCGCCGCCCCUGCUGUGGCCCCUCUGUCACCAGCCAGCCUGGGCAAAGCAGAGCCCCUGACCAUCCUGAGCCGAAACGCCACGCACCCGCUGCUGCACAUCAACACGCUGUACGAGGCCCGCGAGGAGGAUGAAGGGGGUCCCCGCCUGCCGCAGGACGUGGGCGAACUCAUCGCCAUCCCAGCCCCGCAGCAGAUCCUCAUCGCCACCUUCGAUGAGCCGAGAACAGUCGUGAGUACUGUGGAGUUUUGAGGGAUGCCACCGCCCAGGCCUGGAGCACCCCUCUGCGUGAGUGUGGUGUGGCCGGGCUGACCUCCAGGGAUGCCUGCCCUGCGUGGACGUGGCCUCUGCUUCGCCUGCACUGCCCGCACCCCCAGCCUCUGUCCGCAUGCCUGGGGCCCUCACCCCCACCCAGUCGAUAGGGGAACCCACCCCACGGCAUCACCAGGCACUGGCUGGGCAGGGAAAGGUGGAGCCAGUGGCCAGGAAGGCUGAAGUCGGCCUCCCACACCCCUGCAUCAGGUGCCCAGCCAUGGGCGGGGGGCCAGGAGGCGAAGAGUUUAUUUUUUUAGUUGGUUUCGUUCUGGCCCCGGGCUGGGGCCAGACAGCCCAGCACCCCCAGCCCAGAGCCAGGGAAGAGGAAGCUGGGGCCAGUUUGCCCGGGUGGGCAGUCAUGCCCAUGGGGUCACAUGCUCAGGGGUCACCCCUGCAGGGACCUGAUGCCCUUGGUGGGAGGGACCGAGGUCCACCCUCGGGUCAAAGAUCCACCUGCACUUUCUCCUUGUAGCCUGACAUACAUUUUAUUUUCCUAAGACUGCUGUAUUUAUCACCAGGAGACUUAGGAUGUGUUUAAAGCAGGAUGGUGUGUGUGUGCACAGAGGGUGUGGUGCACAGGUGUGUGCAUUUGUGCACGUGUGCGUGUGCAGAGGGUGUGGUGCACAGGUGUGUGUGUACACGUGUGUGGACAUGUGUGUGUGCAGAGGGUGUGGUGCACAGGGGUGUGUGUACACGUGUGUGCAUGUGCAGAUUGUGUGAUGCACAGGUGUGUGCAUGUGUGCAUGUGCACAGAGGGUGUGGUGCACAGGUGUGUGCGUGUGUGUGCACGUGUGUUUGUGUGCACAGAAGGUGUGGUGCACAGGUGUGUGCAGGGGCCAGCUUGGGAGUGUGUGAGCAGGCGGUGAGUGCGUGGGUGCACGCUGGCACGUGGUUCAUGUAUGAGGAGGGAGGGGCCCAACGCAAUAACCACAUCCCCCACCCAGCCCCUGCCACAGCCAAAGCCACAUGGCUUCCCGUGGGAGCCCUGGCCAGCACCCGGAGGGUCCCACCCCGAAUACCUCAGCCAUGGAGGCCAUGUGACGCAGAAUUAACUAGGUAGCACCGAGCAUAUCAAUAAAUAUUAUUCUGAUAA